CGACGCCGUACUACCAAGGAGCAAUAUCAUACAUUAGAAGCAAGCUAUAUGGAAAACCCUAAACCUACAUCCAAUACCCGUAGAAAGUUGUCUUCUCAAUUAAACAUGACGACUCGUGGUGUUCAAGUUUGGUUUCAAAACCGCAGAGCAAAAAGUAAA
Messenger RNA from Umbelopsis ramanniana AG, 159 nucleotides. RefSeq lists its product as uncharacterized. Lineage: Eukaryota; Fungi; Mucoromycota; Umbelopsidomycetes; Umbelopsidales; Umbelopsidaceae. Gene Ontology annotation, biological process: regulation of transcription by RNA polymerase II; cell differentiation. The annotation marks the transcript as partial. Gene Ontology annotation, molecular function: DNA-binding transcription factor activity, RNA polymerase II-specific; RNA polymerase II cis-regulatory region sequence-specific DNA binding. The transcript has a single exon. The record is from RefSeq and is a predicted model, not a curated record.